This is a messenger RNA of Seriola dumerili (greater amberjack), 678 nucleotides long. RefSeq names its product GTP cyclohydrolase 1-like. Gene Ontology annotation, cellular component: cytoplasm. NCBI's taxonomy places the organism in Eukaryota, Metazoa, Chordata, Actinopteri, Carangiformes, Carangidae. Bases 1 to 678 code for a protein of 225 amino acids. Gene Ontology annotation, biological process: tetrahydrobiopterin biosynthetic process; tetrahydrofolate biosynthetic process. The record is from RefSeq and is a predicted model, not a curated record. Gene Ontology annotation, molecular function: zinc ion binding; GTP binding; GTP cyclohydrolase I activity. The transcript has 6 exons.
AUGGUGGGGGUCUUCUCUUCUGCCGUGGUCGCUGCUGCCUCUAGCAGCCAAUAUGACGGCGGUCUCAGCCGACAGAGAGCCGGAGAGGCGGACGAUGUUCAACCGUCUUUCAUUGAGAGCAACCAAGAGCCAGAAUGGAGUUUCAGUUCGCCACAGAGCGGUGCUGAGUUGAGCAAGUGUAUUGAGUCUAAACAUGAUGAUUUGUGCAAAGAGGAGACAGUCUCAAAGGAAGCUGAAGAUUUGACCGAGUUGUCUUGUAUGGCGAAAGCUUACAGCACCGUACUGAGCGAGCUGAGUGAGGACACUGAGCGGGAGGGGCUUUUACGCACACCAUUACGCGCAGCCAAGGCCAUGCAGUUCUUCACAAAGGGCUACCAGGAGACGACCCAAGCUAUCCUGAGCGAUGCCAUCUUUAAUGAAAGCCAUGAUGAGGUGGUGGUUGUCAAGGACAUCGAUUUUUUCUCUCUUUGUGAACAUCAUCUGGUGCCCUUCUUUGGGAAGGCUCACAUAGCGUACAUCCCAAACAAGAAGGUGGUUGGUCUGAGUAAGCUCGCAAGAAUUGUUGAGAUUUUCAGCAGGAGGCUUCAAGUUCAGGAGCGUCUAACCAAACAGAUAGCAACAGCCAUAAAUGAGGCGCUGGAGCCUGCUGGAGUGGCAGUGGUGAUUGAAGCUGUGUGA